Argentina anserina (silverweed cinquefoil) is the source of this 2069-nucleotide messenger RNA. RefSeq lists its product as uncharacterized. Gene Ontology annotation, biological process: glucan catabolic process. The transcript is spliced from 9 exons. Lineage: Eukaryota; Viridiplantae; Streptophyta; Magnoliopsida; Rosales; Rosaceae. Gene Ontology annotation, molecular function: beta-glucosidase activity. The coding region runs from base 169 to 2055 and encodes 628 amino acids. The record is from RefSeq and is a predicted model, not a curated record.
GCAUGGAUCGAAUGGAACCCUCUCUUUCUCUAUAAAAUACAAGCUUGCCUCCUUCCCUUCUUCUCUCUAAACAGUCAGUUCACUCUUUCUUCAACAGCCUCUCUUAAAUUCCCUACUUUCUUUCCUGUUUAUUUCAACCCACAUCCACUCUGAGCUUGUUUCUUAACAAUGGCAAGAUUUUCUAUGCCCUUACUGGGUUUGCUACUCAUGUGCUGCUUAUCAGCUCUAACAGAAGCCAAGUCUGCCAAAUACAAAGACCCAAAACAGCCAUUGAAUGUUCGAAUCAGAGACCUCAUGAAGCGGAUGACCCUGGCAGAGAAGAUCGGCCAAAUGGUCCAGAUCGAGCGCGAGGUUGCUACCCCUGAUGUCAUGACCAAGUACUUCAUAGGAAGUGUGCUCAGUGGUGGUGGGAGUGUGCCGGCUCCAAAAGCAUCAGCUGAGACAUGGGUCAGUCUUGUCAAUGGAAUCCAAAAGGGAUCUCUUUCGACCCGUCUCGGGAUUCCUAUGAUUUAUGGGAUUGAUGCUGUCCAUGGCCACAACAAUGUCUACAAAGCUACCAUUUUCCCUCACAAUGUCGGAUUAGGAGCCACCAGAGAUCCUGCUCUUGUCAAGAGAAUAGGAGAGGCGACUGCCCUUGAAGUCAGGGCAACAGGAAUUCCAUAUGUCUUUGCCCCGUGUAUCGCGGUUUGCAGGGAUCCAAGAUGGGGCAGGUGCUACGAAAGCUACAGUGAGGAUCAUAAGAUUGUCCAAGCAAUGACUGAGAUCAUCCCUGGUCUGCAAGGUGAUAUGCCUCAAGGUUUCCAAAAGGGAGCGCCUUAUGUUGGUGGAAAGGGAAAGGUUGCAGCCUGUGCUAAGCAUUAUGUAGGAGAUGGUGGCACAACCAGGGGCAUCAAUGAGAACAACACUGUAAUUGAUUGGAAUGGACUGCUUGGCAUUCAUAUGCCUGCAUACCUCAAUUCCAUCCUUAAGGGUGUCGCAACAGUUAUGGUCUCUUACUCGAGUUGGAAUGGGAAGAAAAUGCAUGCUAAUCAAGAUCUUGUAGCAGGAUUUCUCAAGAAGAAGCUCCGUUUCAGGGGGUUUGUCAUUUCAGAUUGGGAAGGCAUUGACAGGAUUACAUCUCCUCCCAAGGCUAACUAUUCGUAUUCAGUUCAAGCAGGAGUUAGUGCUGGAAUAGACAUGAUCAUGGUCCCCUACAACUUUACCGAGUUCAUUGACGAUUUGACAUAUCAAGUAAAAAACAAUAUCAUCCCCAUGAGCAGGAUUGAUGAUGCUGUGAAGAGAAUUUUAAGGGUUAAAUUUGUCAUGGGUCUUUUUGAAAAUCCCUUGGCUGACCUCAGCUUAGCCGAUCAGCUGGGAAACAAGGAACAUAGAGAAUUGGCAAGGGAAGCUGUAAGAAAAUCACUUGUUCUACUAAAGAAUGGAAAAUCUCCAAAGAAGCCACUGCUUCCUCUAUCCAAGAAAGCAGGGAAGAUACUAAUAGCAGGAAGCCAUGCAGACAACUUGGGCUUUCAAUGUGGAGGCUGGACAAUCACAUGGCAAGGACUCGGUGGCAAUGAUAAUACAGUUGGUACCACAAUCCUCAAUGCGGUGAAAACUACAGUUGAUCCUGCAACUCAAGUCGUCUACAAUGAGAACCCUGAUGCGAACUUUGUGAAGUCCAACAAAUUCUCCUAUGCUGUUGUUAUUGUGGGUGAACCCCCAUAUGCUGAAACCUUUGGAGAUAGCUUGAAUCUGACCAUUUCUGAAGCUGGACUGAGCACAAUCAACAAUGUUUGCGGAGCUGUGAAAUGUGUUGUAGUUGUUGUUUCUGGCCGCCCUGUUGUGGUCCAACCCUACCUCGCUAAAAUUGACGCGCUUGUUGCAGCUUGGCUUCCAGGAACUGAAGGUCAAGGUGUUGCUGAUGUUUUGUUUGGUGACUAUGGAUUUACCGGCAAGCUGGCACGUACAUGGUUCAAAUCAGUAGACCAGCUCCCAAUGAAUGUGGGUGAUGCACAUUACGACCCUCUAUUUCCGUUUGGAUUUGGUCUAACUACUAAGCCAACCAAGAAGUACUAGAGCACAACAUAAAU